Molecule: messenger RNA, 1200 nt
Organism: Leishmania mexicana MHOM/GT/2001/U1103
Lineage: Eukaryota; Euglenozoa; Kinetoplastea; Trypanosomatida; Trypanosomatidae
Exons: 1
Coding region: 1-1200 (399 amino acids)
Biological process (GO): carbohydrate metabolic process
Molecular function (GO): hydrolase activity, hydrolyzing O-glycosyl compounds
Source: RefSeq, a predicted model, not a curated record
AUGUUUGAGUGCCCCGACUUCUUCACGCUGAGAGAGGGUGGCGAGCACUACCUCAAGGUCUCCACCAUGCCCUCGCACCGCGACUACAUCAUCUACGGCUCCUACCAGCUCAACACCACCACCAACCAGUACGUCUUCGUCGAGGACCCCACGCGCAGCUUCACCUUCGUCGACUACGGCCCGUUCUACGCCGCCAAGACCUUCUACGACCCCAUCCUCAACCGCCGCACCAUGUGGGGCUGGACCAAGGACGAGCUGAGCAACGAGCAGAUCACCGCCAACGGGUGGUCCGGCGUGCAGAACCUGCUGCGCACCAUGGUCUACGACCGCACCGAGAAGAAGAUCAAGACCCAGCCGGUGCCGGAGACGAGGGGCCUGCGCCUCGACAAGCUCGUCGACCUGAAGGGCGUCGCCGUCACCGAGACCCCGACGGAGAUUAUCGCCAGCAACACCAACAACACGCUCUACCACGAGAUCGUCGCCCGCUUCACGCUCGCCGACCCCACCACCUUCUCCGCCGCCGCCACCUACACCAGCGACAGCGACGUGCCAGAGGUGGGCGUGAUGAUCCGCGCUAACGCGGACCUCAGCCAGUACACCAACGUCUCCGUCCGCAUGCCCGGCGGCGGCCCCAGCGCCUUGCAGAGCACUGAGCAGGUUGAGACCUACCCCCCGAUCAAGGUCUUCGCCGGCUCGUCGGCCGCCAACUGCAGCGCCGAGUGCAACAAGACGCGCCUGUGCGAGUCCUACACCUUCUGGGAGAUGGACAACACCUGCAAGCUGUACUGGAAGACCAACCCCAUGGGCCCCAAAGCCGAUGCCACCAGCGGCACCGUGCGCGAGCCGCUGCUGUACCUCGGCCGCGCCCGGUCCGGAACCAUCGGCAGCACCGCCCCCCUGCACGGCCGCGCGCCCUUCGCCACCGCCACGCCCAACGGCUUCGAGCUCCACAUCUUCGUCGACGACAGCGUGCUGGAGAUCUUCAAGGACGAGGGCCUCGAAACCCUCACCGGCCGCCUCUACAUCGACAACGGCGCCGACACCACCGGCAUCGCGGUCUACGCGCGCAACGCCGGCGCCGUCACCGUCGACGUCGAAGUCUACACCAUGGACACCAUCUGGAAGGCGCCCACGCCCAACGCCGUCAAGAACUUCACAAACUCGCUCUACACGCUACUCGACACCCUCAUCGACGUCUAG